This is a messenger RNA of Melampsora larici-populina 98AG31, 1220 nucleotides long. RefSeq lists its product as uncharacterized. Lineage: Eukaryota; Fungi; Basidiomycota; Pucciniomycetes; Pucciniales; Melampsoraceae. Gene Ontology annotation, cellular component: nucleus. Bases 39 to 1082 code for a protein of 347 amino acids. The record is from RefSeq and is a predicted model, not a curated record. The transcript has 3 exons.
CAGCCAACUUCAACCAAUUCAAAUAGUUAAUCUCAAUCAUGUCACCUUCUAUCUCUAUCCUAGUCUCUACCUUUCAUCCUUUCUCAACUAUCUCAUUCUCUUUACCUCAAUCUACUUCAAUCUCAAGCUUACCUCACAUCCUUAGUCCAAUCUUAUCAAUCGAUCAACAAUCAUUAUCAACUUCGUCUGGACGUUCUAUCAAUCCUUCUACUACUGGUCAACUUUUCGACUUGAAUUUAGGUCAAGAUGCUCGAUUCAUUCAACUUCGUUUGGUCCCUAAAGUUUUGGGUGGAAAGGGGGGUUUCGGUAGUCAAUUGCGAGCUGCUGGUGGUCGGAUGAGCUCUCAAAAGACUCAAAACAACGACUCAUGUCGAGAUUUGACAGGUAGAAGGCUUUCAACCAUCAAGGAAGCCAAAAAACUUGCCGCCGCGAUUGCAUCUGAACCCGAACGUCUAGCAGCUCAACGACGCGAAAACGAAGCCAAAUUAGUCGCUUUGAAUGAAGAAAUCGCUCGACUAGAUUCUCUUGUCAAUGGAACUGAUGAAGGCAAUGUACGCAAACGAAGAUUAAACGAUAGUAAAGAAUUAGAACAAUCAAAGGAAGGAAUUGAAAAAGUCAAGAGUGCGGUAGCUAUGGCGAUGUUAAAGAAGAAGAAGAAAGCUAAACUUGCAAUUGCUGGUUCAGGGAAGGAUCAGAAGAAAUCAAAUGAGUUAUCAGUAGUUGAAGAAGAUGAGGAAGUUCAAGCUGGAUCUUCUAAAGACCCAGUGGUCGUCUCUGAUCCUAUCUCUACAACCGAAGAAGUCGCUUCAAUCACAAUUGUCGAACCAAGUACCAUCGUCUCGAAUGCUGUGGAAGAACCUACUGUUGUCGCUCCCGAAGUUUCCAACAAUUCAACAGAACAAGCCACAAACAUACCGUCCGAGGUUGAUAUCACAAAUGACGUCUCGGCUAUCGGUGCUGCCACCAAGGAUCCUGUUACUACUGAAAAUGCCGAUGUCAGUACAAGUGAUAUUAAAGCUAGUAAACCUACACGAGCACCAAGGAAACCUCGUCAUAAAGCGUCUCGAAAGGCCUCCAAAUGAUAUCUGGUCAUCAUCUUAUUGUUUUGAAGUUCCAUGUAAUCUUAUCAUUCUUCACUUGUCUUUUUGCAGAUUUUUCUUUUCUCAACUUCAAUCCAAAUUCGUGUCAUACUCGUGUUGGAUACACUAAAUAGUACCACU